AUGCUCCGACUUCCAAGAAUCUUGAUAUUUGUCAUAAGCAAUGUAAAUCUAAGUAAGUAUUAUUAUUAUUUAUUUAAUUUUUUUUUGGUAUAUUUUCUUUUCCAAAUAAUACUAUUGUCCAUUACAAGACAAACCUCUUUCCAGAUUCACUGGUUCCUCAAAAUGUCUAAGUAUUUUCUAUAAAUUAGAAAUCUUUGUGGAAAUUGAAAAAAAAAAUUAAAGAAAAAAAUAAAUAAAAUUCAGUUGUUUCUUUUUUACUGUAAUCUUUACUUAAGUUUAUUUUGUCAAUAGUUUUUAAUAACACAUCUUUUAAACAGGAUGUCUCUUCAAAUGACACAACAUUACUAUAUUUACAGGAGUUAUUUUGGCUGAGUGGUUUUCAGUUGGAACACCAACCUACUUGACAUGCACCGUGGCACAAACAAGGUUUUCAUCCAUUUCCUGGCAAGAUCAACAACUCCGGCCAUUAUUCAACUGUGACAUCAGCAGCACGGCCAACUGUGUGGCAUCUGACAAUCUCACCCUUGAUUUGUACGAUGCAAACAUCACAUCCAACUCAUCAACACUGACCAGUGUGUUUACUAUCAAGUCUGUCACACCAUCUCACAAUAACACUAGUUGGCGCUGUCAAGCUAAUUAUAACCCUGGUUCACCGAUAGUCACGACCUAUAACAUAAUUGUUUUUGGUGAGUUUUCUCACUUGUUUUAUUAAUUAAGUUUAAAAUGUUAAAAAAAUUUUUUUAAUUAAUGUCUGCAAUAGAUCUGAAUAUUUACUAGCCUACCUUUUUUAAAGUAAAGUUUAAAAUCUUUGUAUUUAAUUCGAAUCUCUACAAAAAUAUAAGCUAUUAAUUGAAUAAUCUGAACUUAUAAAUAUUUUGUAAUGUUUUAAUGUAACUGACUUUAUAAUAAUUUUAUUUUCUUUUAUAAAAGCUCCUGCCGAAACACCCAAAUGUCUCAACGUCUCUCUUCUUAAUGAAACUGUCGUUGAAAUCACAUGCAUCACAG
Messenger RNA from Lymnaea stagnalis (great pond snail), 1005 nucleotides. NCBI's taxonomy places the organism in Eukaryota, Metazoa, Mollusca, Gastropoda, Lymnaeidae. The record is from the annotation of a GenBank genome assembly.